AUGGAUGGAAAGGUCCCCGAAGUCAGCACGGAGUCUGACAAGCAGCAGGAAAUCCGAGUCGAGAACGCACUGCGGCCUGAGCAUAUUGCAACGUCCAGGCACGACGCAGAGCGCGAGGCUGCUGAGACACGGCUGCGUCACAAGAUCGAUCGAUAUGUGGCUCCAAAUAUUGCCAUAAUUUACCUUCUCUGCUUUCUGGACCGCAUCAACAUCGGCAACGCGAGAAUCAGCACUCUUGAGGAGGAUCUCGACAUGCACGGCUACGACUACAACAAGCUUCUCGCCGUCUUCUAUGUAGCCUACAUCGUUGCGGAAAUGCCCUGCACGUUUGCUUGCAAGCUCAUCGGGCCCGGCUGGUUCUUGCCAGGCGCAACCGCCGCCUUCGGCCUGCUGACUCUGUGCAUGGCCUUUGUCCAGAGCCUGGGUGCAGCCUAUGCCGUCAGAUUCCUCCUCGGGAUCGCCGAGGCUGGAGUGUUGCCCGGCAUCGCCUACUAUCUUUCCCGCUGGUAUCGACGAAGCGAGCUCACCUUCCGCGUUGCCGUAUGCAUGGUCAUGGCCCCCCUCUCAGGAGCAUUCGGAGGGCUUCUCGCCUCUGGACUUCUUUCACUCGAGUCCGUCGGCAGCCUGAGAACGUGGAGAAUCAUCUUUCUUGUCGAGGGUAUCAUCACCUUUGGGUUGGGUGUCAUUGCCUUUUUCACGAUGACUGACAGCCCUCAGUCGGCGAAAUGGCUCACAGAAGAGGAGAGAGAGCUGGCCAUGACUCGCCUCAUGGUAGAGCGCCAGGGGACUAUUGAACUCGUCGACAAGUGGAACUUGAAAAAGCUGAAACUCGGUGUCCUCUCGCCCUCUACGCUGACCACGUUCUUCAACUUUCUGUUGAUUGGCGUCAUCGUUCAAAGCUUCAGCAUCUUCCUCCCUACCAUCGUCAGGACCAUUUAUCCCGAUGAGUCAAUCAUCACGCAACAGCUCCGUUCCGCGCCACCUUAUAUAUUGGGUGCUUUCUUCGCCAUAUCCUUGCCGUGGUUGAGCUCUCGAAUCGACCGGAGACAAAUCUUCCUCAUUGCAGGAUCUCCCUUUAUCAUUGCCGGCUACUCGAUGUUCCUGGGCACAGACUCGUCGCAGUCCGUGGUUCGCUAUGCCGGGACGUUCCUCAUUGCCAUGGGAUCCUUCAACCAGGGCACCUUCAACAACGCGCAAGCCGCCGCCAACUGCCGGUCGGAUUCGUCUCGCAACGUCGCCAUCGGACUGGCCAACCUCGGGUCCAAUGUCGGAGGCCUGGUCGCCACUUGGACGUAUCUUCCUUCGGGCGCACCCAACUUUCGUCUCGGUAACGGCAUCUGCGUUGGGUGUGGCUCCGGGAUUCUCCUUCUGUCCAUCGGCUUGUUGCUCUUUAUGAAAUGGGACAACGCGCGCAGGGAGCGCCGCGACGCCGCGGCCGAGCUGAGCGGCCUGUCAGAGCAGAGCAUUGACGAUCUUGAAUGGAAGCAUCCUGAAUUCCGGUGGAGGCCUUGA
Messenger RNA from Clonostachys rhizophaga, 1512 nucleotides. Lineage: Eukaryota; Fungi; Ascomycota; Sordariomycetes; Hypocreales; Bionectriaceae. The record is from the annotation of a GenBank genome assembly.